Molecule: messenger RNA, 5998 nt
Organism: Thunnus maccoyii (southern bluefin tuna)
Lineage: Eukaryota; Metazoa; Chordata; Actinopteri; Scombriformes; Scombridae
Gene: asap1a
Product: ArfGAP with SH3 domain, ankyrin repeat and PH domain 1a
Exons: 31
Coding region: 260-3535 (1091 amino acids)
Biological process (GO): positive regulation of GTPase activity
Cellular component (GO): cytoplasm
Molecular function (GO): protein binding; GTPase activator activity
Source: RefSeq, a predicted model, not a curated record
GUCUUAUGGGGUCUUUUAUUGUGACAUCAGCCGCCGGGGUCACAUGGUGCGCGGUGUGAGACUUGACAGCAGGUCAGCGGAGGAGAGAAAGGAGGAAUGAAUCAUCAGGAGGAGAGAGACUGAUGAGCUGACCUCAGACCAGCUGCAGUCUCUGCUUAAGGUCCCUGAACGCACCGUGGGUUGUCGGGUCCUGCCGGGUCUGUCCGGUUCGGUUCUGCAGCGUGUUUCCCUUCUUUUCUGGAUAUUUUCUCUGGUAUGAAUGAUGCCGGAUCAGAUCUCAGUGUGUGAGUUCCUGUCGGAGACCACCGAGGACUACAACUCCCCCACCACGUCCAGCUUCACCACCCGGUUGCAGAGCUGCAGGAACACCGUCAGCAUCCUGGAGGAGGCUCUGGAUCAGGAUCGCUCAGCUCUGCAGAAGGUGAAGAAGUCGGUGAAAUCCAUCUACAGCUCAGGACAAGAGCAUGCUGGGAACCAGGACAGCUUCAGUCAGGCUCUGGAGAGACUGGGAGGAAAUAACUCUGAACUGGGAACUGCUUUCGUUAAGUUCUCCUGCCUCGUUAAAGAGUUGGCUGAUCUGCUGAAGAACCUGCUGCAGAGUCUGAGUCAUAAUGUGGUUUUCACUCUGGACUCGCUGUUAAAAGGAGAUCUGAAGGGAAUCAAAGGAGAUCUGAAGAAACCCUUCGAUAAAGCCUGGAAGGACUACGAGACCAAGCUCACAAAGAUCGAGAGGGAGAAGAGAGAACACGCCAAACAACACGGGAUGAUCCGCACCGAAAUCACUGGAGCUGAAAUCGCUGAAGAGAUGGAGAAAGAGAGGCGGCUGUUCCAGCUGCAGAUGUGUGAGUAUCUGAUCAAAGUCAACGAGAUCAAAGUGAAGAAGGGAGUGGACCUGCUGCAGAACCUCAUCAAGUAUUACCACGCACAGUGCAAUUUCUUUCAGGACGGUUUGAAAACAGCUGACAAACUGAAGCAGUACAUCGAGAAGCUGGCUGCUGACCUGUACAAUAUCAAACAGAGUCAGGAUGAGGAGAAGAAUCAGCUGACGGCUCUCAGAGAUCUCAUCAAGAGCUCCUUACAGCUGGACCAGAGAGAGUCCAGGAGAGACUCUCAGAGUAAACAGAGUGGCUACAGUAUGCACCAGCUGCAGGGGAACAAGGAGUUUGGCAGUGAGAAGAAAGGAUACCUGCUGAAGAAAAGUGACGGACUCAGGAAGGUCUGGCAGCGACGGAAAUGUUCAGUGAAGAGCGGCUUCCUCACCAUCUCACACGCUACAUCUAACAGGCAGCCGGUCAGACUGAACCUGCUCACCUGUCAGGUGAAACCCAGCGGAGAAGACAAGAAAUGCUUCAUCCUCGUCUCCCAUAAUCGCACGUAUCACUUCCAGGCUGAAGACGAGCAGGAGUUUGUCAGCUGGGUGUCUGUGUUGACCAACAGUAAGGAGGAGGCCCUGAAUGUGGCGUUUCAGGGCGGAGCUCAGAGUUCAGGUGUGGAGGAGGAAGAGGAGCUUACCAAGAGCAUCAUAGACGAGGUGCUGCGGUCGCCAGGCAACGACACCUGCUGCGACUGUGGAGCCGCAGAUCCUCGCUGGCUCUCCACCAACCUGGGUGUCCUGACCUGCAUUGAAUGUUCAGGGAUCCACAGGGAGAUGGGAGUCCACGUGUCCCGAAUCCAGAGUCUGGAACUGGACAAACUGGGAACCUCUGAGCUGCUGGUUGCCAGGAAUGUUGGGAACUGUAGUUUUAAUGAGAUCAUGGAGGCCAGCCUGCCGUCUCCGUCCUUGAAGCCGUCCGCUUCUAGUAACAUGAUGGCGAGGAAGGAGUUCAUCAACGCCAAGUACAUCGAGCGUAAGUUCAUCAGGCGCACCGUCACCACAGCAACCAGCAGGCUGGAUGAUGUGUACGAGGCAGUGCGGUCCCGAGACCUGCUGUCAAUUAUCCAGCUGUACGCUGAGGGGGUGGAGCUUCUGCAGCCACUGCCUGAACCAGGCAAGGAGGCUGGAGAGACGAUGUUACAUCACUGUGUUCGGACAUCUGAUCACUCCUCCCUGCACCUGGUCGACUUCCUGGUCCAAAACAGUGGGAACCUGGACGGACAGACUGAUGGAGGAAACACAGCUCUGCAUUACUGCUGUCUGUACAACAAACCUCAGUGUGUGAAACUGCUGCUGAGAGGGAAACCUGACAUCCACCUCCCCAAUCAGAGCGGAGAGAUGGCACUGGACAUCGCCCGCAGACUGAAGAACAUUCAGUGUGAAGAACCGCUGGCGGAGGCGGUGUCUGGCAGGUUUAACCCUCAUGUUCAUGUGGAAUACGACUGGAACCUCCGACUGGACGAACUGGACGAGAGUGACGACGAACUGGACGACAAGCCCAGUCCAGUGAAGAAGGAGCGUUCUCUUCGUCCUCAGAGUUUCUGUCCGUCCUCCAGUGUUUCCUCUCAGGAGAAGCUCUCUCUGCCGGCCUUCGCUCCCUCUCAAAGGGGGCAGCGUCUCUCCUACGGGGCGUUUGCUAACCCCGUCUACAUCACCUCCUCCGACACUCCUCCGUCCCCGGGGCCCGACACCACAGGACCUUCGUCCGCGGUCAGGGGCCAAGGGAAAGGCCAUGCCUCCGGGCCGCCCACCUCCCUCCCCCUCACCUCCCAGAGCAGUGGGGGAGGAGGAGGCAGCUCCACCCUUAAGAAGAGACCCCCUCCCCCUCCACCUGGACACAAGCGCACCCUGUCUGACCCCCCCAGCCCCAUUCUGCAGGGACCUCCAGGUAAAGGCAGUGAGAUGACCCCCCCACCUGGAAACAGGACGUCACCUGCCGACAAGUUUGAGGGAAUCCAGCAGCAGCCGAGUACGACCUCCAGUAACACCAAGUCCAUGCUGGGACCCAGAGUUCUCCCCAAACUACCUCAGAAAGUGGCUCUGAGGAAGAUCGACACCGUCCACCUGUCCUCUGGGGACAAACCUCCAGACCUCCUGCAGAAACCUUCCUCCUCCUCCUCCUCCCCCUCCCCCUCCUCGCAGCCUGACCUCCAGAAAUCUCCUCCCUUCAUCGACGCCUCCCCCAAACCCCCCCUCACCCCGCUGGCUGAGAAGCCUCCUCUGUCUGACCUCCCCCCGAAGCCCCUCCUCAAAGACCUCCCGCCCAAACCGCUGCUCUACGAGAGGCCCGGCCCUGCCCCCGCCCCCGCCGCCGCCGCCAUGGAGACGCAGGGCUCCAAGAUGGCGGCGGAGAGCCAGUCGUCUGUCCAGCGGGGGGAGGAGUCACCUCGACCGGCGGCGGAAGACGCUGAUGAGUCGACGGCGGUGGAGAUGCCCAUCCCCUUGCCGAGGAAAAUCAAUUCUCUGAAGAGUAAAAUCCGACGAGUGAAAACCAUCUACGACUGUCAGGCCGACAACGAAGACGAGCUGACGUUCGCCGAGGGAGAAGUCAUCGUCGUCACCGGAGAGGAAGACCAGGAGUGGUGGAUCGGACACAUCGAGGGACAGCCGGACAGGAAAGGCGUCUUCCCCAUGUCCUUUGUUCACAUCCUCUCUGAUUGACAGCCAGAGAGACAAGCCCCGCCCACCCGCAGCACUCACACAGGUGACUGUGGGCGGAGUCAGUCAGCUGACCGACAGGAAGCCACCGAGCCCUUGCUGUAAAUAGACUUAGUUGUUCUGCCGAACAGUGUUACCGUAGCAACCCAGCAUGCAGGUGUGGCCUCGCCAUAGCAACGGAAUCUGCAGAGAAGGAACGAGAGACACUGCCCUCUGCUGGACAAACACACCUGCAGCAGGAAAAACACUCAGAAGCACAAGAGAAGAAAAGAAGCACAACAUGAACCAGUCAGCUGAUCAGAGAAAUCUGUCUCGGUCUAAAAGCACAUCAACAAACUCAUCAGUCUCGUCUCACGCAGAGGACACCUGUCCUCGGCUCACCUGGUACAAACCUUUACUUCACAGGACGACACUAAAAGCAGAAUAAAUUCAGCUCCGGGUCGAUCCUCCGUCAUCUCAGCAGACUUUUCUUUAAACAAGUGAAACACUGGAGUCGUUUCAGCUGAAUCCACCAGUCCCAGAGAGCAUCGCUGUUAGAAACAUCCAAUCAGAGAGGACCCAGGAUAGAUCCCUGUGGUGCACCAGAGAGAACAGCAGGAAAGAUCACAGUGAAACCAGUUUAUAGAAAUCAGAUGGAGCAGUCGGACAUCUAUGUGUCCUGGAUGUGUUAGCCUAGCUUAGCACAAAGACUGGAAGCGGUGGGAAACUGCUAGCCUAGCUCAUAACUGGACCAGGGUUUACACACAGCUGACCGGACAAACGGGAAGAUUUCCCAAAAUGUAAAAUUGUUCCUAAAGUUUAUUGUGUGUUUAAUGGAAGUGAGAGUUAACCAGAGGAAAGAAACAUGGAGACGUCUCAACAGUUUCCUCCUGAUCAGAAAACUGUUUAAUUAUCAGCUUGUGAUCUCAUAAUUAUUGUCAGUCUUGAAACUGUAACAUACAGAUCUCAUGAUGACAAAGAUGAAAAAUAAAUCUCUUCAUUAUGAGACAGUUUUCCUGUAAUUAUGAUUUCAUUUUAUAAUCAUGACAUAAUGUCUCUUUGUCGUCUUGUGCUGAACAUAUUGAUGGUGUUUGACAGCUGACUGAUGGAGCUGAAUCUUAUGUUUAUGUGUAUUUAUUGAGAGGAACACAACAAACAUGUUAUUAAAAUGUUGUUAAAGGGAAAGAUGCUGUCUGUUGAUCAAUUGAACAUGUUUUUAUGUUGUUCAUCCCUCAAGUCUGUUUACACUUUGUGCUUUGCUGUUGGUUCACUUGAACCUGAGCUGAUCCUGAUCCUGAUCCUGAUCCUGAUCCUGAGCUGAGCCUGAGUCAGGCCUGAGUCGAGGCUGAACCACUACUAAACCACCAUCACUGGAUAAUAAAGACGUGAGGAGUGAACUCAGCUUGUCUGUGACCACAGCAACUUAUUAACAGCAGCUGAUUUUAAGCUCUUUAUACAAUAUUAACUGUAUUGAUCUCUUGCAGGGACAUUAAAAAGGAAAUGGAACAGCAUGAUUUACAUAAAUAGUAACUACAGUCACAGCAUAGUGUUGGUUAGUGUCGUCUAUAGAUAUCUACGGUGGCCCCUGAGGACAAAACACAAACACUCAGAGCAACGUAACAAACACAAAUGUUUGUGUGUUUUGUCACUUUGUGGCUGAAAAUUAAAAAAAACUUUCUUUUAACAUCCAAACCAGCAGGAGGCGGCAGUGAGGGGGAGAAGAACCCGGGGCCAAACUGUCCCCAUCACACACACACAUACAUACACACACACACACACACACACGCGCACACACACACUGGGGCCCCGGGGCCUCUCAGGGCUCCUGAUGAUCACAUUUAGUUUGGGAGAAAGUUCAAAUCAACGAAAAAAAUAAGUCUGUUGAUUCUGUAGAAAAUGUAUUUUAUUUAUAACACACACACACACACACACACACACACGCGCGCGCGCACACACACACACACACACACACACACACACACACCUGUGGAGUUCCCCCUGAGGGCAGGUGUAUUGAUCAGUUUGAUGUAUUGAUAGAUCAGUGAUUGGACCAAACUUCCUGGCUCUCUGUGGGAGGGGACCGGUGACUCCGGGAUCUCAGACCCGUCAGACGGUGUGUUCUCGGCGGGCAGAUGCCAUGUGGAUGCGGGCUGCUGUCCUGUAGGAUGCGGGUUCACCGCCGUCUCCGAGCCGCCGAUGAGCACCGCGGGGCCGGGGAGGGAGCCCGCAGCUGCCGGCAGACCUGACGACGCCGCCGGGAACCAGCUGGUCCGGGCAGCCGCUCUCACCGCGUCCCCCUGGCCGGCUGCAGGGUCCCCGGGCCCCGGUCUGUCUCCCUGUCGGUUCAGCAUCUGGACCCGGACCAGGUGAAAGUCAUGAGGGGAGAUUUACAGCAAAGGACGCUGCUGCGGUUUAUUAUUUCUACAUACUGACUAAAUUCUGGUGUAAGAUACAAACAAUAAAAUAUUAUUUCUACAUGUAAACUCA